AUGUGUGGUAUCCUUUUACGAGUUUCCAGUAGUAGUUGCCAUAGCCCAAAGGGCAUCGAACUAACAGAUUCAAAGGGAGACAUCUGCUGUCGAAAAUGGGAAGCCACAGAUCAACAAACUAUUGAGUUGUUCUUGCAAGAAGGAUCCCUUGUGGAUGAUUUAACCCAUCAACAACGAGCCAAAGUCGAAAACUUGGAUGUGUUGCGUUUGCUAGUUGGUCAACUAAGCAAGGUUAAAAACAACGUAAAAAUUGAUGCAUUGGAGAAGGAGCAGCAGAUUCAGGCAAUAGAGAAUCAAAUUAGUAUCAUAGGCAAGGAGGACGACGUACCGAUGAGGAGCUUCGAUUUUGAUAGAAUGAUGAGCAUUGUUGCCAACAGGGGACCAAAUUAUCUCAACUUUACUCAGUUUGAAAGUGGAAGCAAACAUAUUCAAUUGUUUACCUCGAUACUAUCCCUACGUCAACCAUUCACAAAACAACCUGUUUGCAGAGACGAAUUUGUGCUACAGUUCAACGGUGAGUUAUAUAAUGAAGAGUGUCUUGAUGGUAAUGAUACACAGUUUAUAAUGGACAAAUUGCAUUCAAGACUUGGAUCAAGUAGACGUGAAACUAUUUUGAGUACCUUGAGACAACUUAAAGGAGAAUGGGCAAUCACUGUAAUUGAUUUGGUGGAGAGCAAAGUCUAUUUUGGCCGAGACUCGAUUGGUAAGCGAUCUUUAUGUUACAGGGUUGACAAAGAUGAGCUUGUUGUCAGUUCAAACUCCGCUUUGGGGUUCAAAGAGUGUCGAAACGAGAUUUACGUUUACGAUUUGGGACUGGAGGAGAUAGAGAUGUACAGGUUACUCGAACUACCAAACUUUCACAAUUUAGAAGUAAAGGAAGAGGAUGUUUUGCAUGAGUUGAAUCUCAGAUUGAAGGAGGCGGUAACAAUACGAAAUAACACGAUACAUCCGGUGGAGAACCCAAACGAUACCUCCUUGGCUGUAUUGUUUAGCGGAGGGCUCGACUGCACGAUACUUGCCAGGUUCCUUUGCGAAAUAACGAGAUCAUCAAUUGAUCUUUUAACUGUUGGAUUUGAAAACCCACGUACCGGCCAAACUCCUGACACAAGUCCUGAUAGAAAACUAGCAACCAAGUCCUGGCUCCACCUAUGCAAAACGUUCCCACACUUGACAAUAAACUUGGUGGAGAUUGACGUUGAUUACCAGCACUGGCUCCGACACAAGAACCGAGUGAGGGAACUUAUGUACCCUUGCAACACGGAGAUGGACUUGUCCAUUGCCAUUGCGUUCUACUUUGCUGCUUCUAAUUUACCCCAUCUCGCGUCAAUGAGGAGACUCACAAAGCUCGAUAUUGAUUGGGAGACAUAUAUCCAAAACCCUAGCGCAUAUUCCGAACUCAAGCCAAAUUAUGUUUCCUCAACAAAGGUGCUAUUCAGUGGCUUAGGAGCUGACGAAUUGUUUGCUGGAUAUUCCAGACACGAAGGGUUGUUUAAUAGGAUCACAAGUGCAAGUUAUACCGAAUUGCAGGAGCUGUUGGCGUAUGACAUUAGAGUCAUUCAUGAGAGAAAUCUUGGUCGUGAUGAUAGGGUCAUGAGCUGUUGGGGUAAGGAGCUUCGAUAUCCAUAUCUAGACGAAUCUUUUAUCAAAUGGGUUUUUUCCAAUGUGCCACCACAACUAAAGUUUAAGUAUGAGAUUGGCAAGAACAAGCGUGGCAAGGAGCAAAUCAUACCUACAAGAAAGUACAUCUUGCGUCAGUUGGCUGAGUUACUUGGAAUGUCAUGGGUAUCACAAGAGUUGAAAAGAGCAAUCCAAUUUGGAGCCAAAAGUGCCAAGUUAGAACUUGGUCAGAACAAGGCAAAAGGAACAGAUACUUUGUAA
Lodderomyces theae is the source of this 1878-nucleotide messenger RNA. RefSeq names its product putative asparagine synthase. Lineage: Eukaryota; Fungi; Ascomycota; Pichiomycetes; Serinales; Debaryomycetaceae. Gene Ontology annotation, molecular function: asparagine synthase (glutamine-hydrolyzing) activity. The transcript has a single exon. The record is from RefSeq and is a predicted model, not a curated record. Bases 1 to 1878 code for a protein of 625 amino acids.